This is a messenger RNA of Lasiodiplodia theobromae, 771 nucleotides long. Its product is annotated as Lysine decarboxylase-like protein. The coding region runs from base 1 to 771 and encodes 256 amino acids. Gene Ontology annotation, molecular function: hydrolase activity, hydrolyzing N-glycosyl compounds. Lineage: Eukaryota; Fungi; Ascomycota; Dothideomycetes; Botryosphaeriales; Botryosphaeriaceae. Gene Ontology annotation, cellular component: cytosol. The record is from RefSeq and is a predicted model, not a curated record. The transcript has a single exon. Gene Ontology annotation, biological process: cytokinin biosynthetic process.
AUGUCAUCCGCCGUGCAACCCGAACAACCGGUCCCCGCGACGCAGCUCAACGGCGCCGUGGCAGCCGACCCGCGGCCAGUGAUCUGCGUCUUCUGCGGCGCCAGCAGCGGAACGUCGCCGAAGCACCUGGAGGCGGCGCGGUCGCUGGCGCAAGCCCUGCACGCCAACAACAUGCGCCUGGUCUACGGCGGCGGCACCGUCGGCCUGAUGGGCGAGGUGGCGCGCACGCUGGUCUCGCUGUCCGGUCCCGACGCCGUGCAUGGCAUCAUCCCGGCCGCCCUGGUCAAGCUGGAACAGAACUACGAGAAGGUCAUGGAGGAGCAGCAGCAGAACGGCAGCGCGGACAACAAUGGCGAGGUACUGAACGGCCCCGGCCCGAGGAAUGUCAUCGACGAGAAGAUCUACGGCCGCACGACCAUCGUCAAGGACAUGCACACGCGCAAGAGCAUGAUGGCGCAGGAGGUCAUUGCAGGCGGGCCUGGCGGCGGCUUCGUCGCGCUGAGCGGCGGAUAUGGCACGAUGGAGGAGCUGAUGGAGGUGACGACGUGGAACCAGCUGGGCAUCCACAACCGCGGUGUUGUCGUCUUCAACGUCGACGGCUACUAUGACGGCCUGAUCAGCUGGGUCAAGAACGCUGUUACUAGCGGCUUUGUCUCGCCUACCUGCGCCGGCAUCCUCGUCGAGGCUCUGUCUGCUGAAGAGGUCAUCCAAUGCUUGCAGGAAUACAAGAACGCCGAGGGCCGCUUCAAGCUGAACUGGAACGAGAACUGA